This is a messenger RNA of Mobula hypostoma (lesser devil ray), 3306 nucleotides long. Its product is annotated as cyclin-dependent kinase-like 1. Gene Ontology annotation, molecular function: protein serine/threonine kinase activity; ATP binding. The record is from RefSeq and is a predicted model, not a curated record. Gene Ontology annotation, cellular component: nucleus. The transcript is spliced from 9 exons. Bases 433 to 1473 code for a protein of 346 amino acids. Gene Ontology annotation, biological process: protein phosphorylation. NCBI's taxonomy places the organism in Eukaryota, Metazoa, Chordata, Chondrichthyes, Myliobatiformes, Myliobatidae.
AAAACGGGGAGAGGGAGAGGGGGAAACGGAGAGAGGAAAACGGGAGAGAGGGAGUGAGGAAACGGAGACCGGAGAGAGGGAGAGGAAAUAGGGAGGGGGAAGCAAACAGAAAAACAGCGGAUAGGGAAAGAGGAAAACGGGAGAGACAGGAGAGAGAGGGAGAGGGGAAGCAAGGAGAGGGGAGAGAGGGGACCAGAGGGAAAAUAUGUGGGAAUAAAAGACAAAAAGAAAGAAAGCACUACAGAAGGAACGAGAGAGGAAUAGAGUCCAUUAACGAAAGAAAAACAUAUCACAGAGAGAGAGAGAAAUAUCUCCAAGCAAACGGGGCGAAGUAAGAUCAAAACAACAAAUCAGGCAAUCGGAGUUGGUUAAAACGGGGAACGGGCAUUUUCAGACCCCUGGAGGGUUGAAAACCAGAACGGUGCCGGGGAGAUGGAGAAGUAUGAAAAGUUAGGGAAGAUUGGGGAGGGCUCCUACGGUGUGGUGUUCAGAUGCAGAAACAAAGACACGGGCCAGAUCGUAGCAAUCAAGAAAUUCGUGGAAUCAGAGGACGAUCCCCUUAUAAAGAAGAUUGCCCUGAGGGAGAUCCGUAUGUUGAAGCAACUCAAGCACGUGAACCUGGUCAACCUGUUGGAGGUAUUUCGGAGGAAGCGGAAGUUGCACCUGGUCUUUGAAUACUGUGACCACACGGUCCUGAACGAACUGGACAAGUACCCCAGAGGGGUUGCAGAGGAUCAGGUGAAGAGCAUCAUCCGGCAGACCUUGCAGGCCGUCAGCUUCUGCCACAAGCACAACUGUAUCCACAGAGACGUGAAGCCCGAGAACAUCCUCAUCACCAAGCAGGGCGUCAUCAAGCUCUGCGACUUCGGCUUUGCACGGAUCCUGACUGGACCGGGAGACGACUAUACGGACUACGUGGCGACUCGUUGGUACCGCGCCCCUGAGCUGCUGGUCGGCGACACGCAGUACGGCCCUCCGGUGGACGUCUGGGCGAUAGGCUGCGUCUUCGCCGAGCUCAUCUCGGGCAACCCGCUGUGGCCAGGCCGUUCGGAUGUGGAUCAGCUCUACCUCAUCAGGAAGACACUAGGAGAUCUCAUCCCUCGGCACCAGAAGGUUUUCAGCUCCAACCAGUUCUUCAGUGGAGUCCACAUUCCGGAGCCUGACGUCCUGGAGCCUCUCGAAACGAAGUUCCCGCACAUCUCUGCUCAGGCCCUCCACUUCAUGAAGGGGUGCCUGAUGAUGAACCCAGCAGAGAGGCUGACCUGCGAUCAGCUCCUGCAGCACCCACACUUCGACAGUUACCGGGAGGAGCUGGAGAGCAGCAGGGAGGCGGAGAGGUUCAGGAGGGUGCCACGCCGACGCCCUCAGGGGAUGCAGUACCUGCCCCAGUUAACGAACAGCAACACCUCGCCCGCUCUGGAGAACAAGAAGAGCCAGCGCCACAAGCAGGACCACCACCUGCCCAACAUCUGACUAUAUGGCAGCAAGAGUCACUGGGCCCAGCCGAGCAGCUGCUUGUACAACCGCCCCUUCCCCACCAAGUGGAAAUCCUGACCCCAAAGCCCAGAGAGCUGGUCGUUCAGUUUGGGUCACGUGGGUGGGGAGGGGUGGCUGAGGGGGUGUGGGGUGGCUGGGAUCAGGAACGCAGGAUGUUCUGGUAGGAACAAUAUCUAACUUGCUCUGAGAUGGUCCUCAUCGUUGGAUUGGAGCACUCAUCCACUUGCAGAUAGCAAUAAGUCAUUUCAUGGGACCAUAGUGGAUGUUCUAGCCCAUCCAACCCUCUGAGGGCCAAGAAACCGUGUGUAUGAAGCUACUGGGACAGUACAGGCAUGUUGCUCCCAUAUUUGCAGCACCUUUUAAGUCUGGAAGUUCUUUUCUGUAGGCCGGUAGAUCAUGUGUGACCGUUCUAAUCAGAAGACAUGUAAUCUCCAGAAGAUGAUGAAGGGAAAACUUCAGAAACAUUGGGCUAAUGGGUGGCCAGAGCUCACAUAUCCCAGUGGGUGAAUGGAAAUAGUUAGAAAUUGAUUCCUGGGCAAGGUUGGGAGAAGCACAACUAAAACAUGGGCGGCACGGUAGUGUCGUGGUGAGCACAACUCUUUACCGGCGACCCAGGGUUCAAUUCCCGCUGCUGCCUGUAAGGAGUUUGUACGUUCUCCCUGUGACCGUGUGGGUUUCCUCCAGGUGCUCCCUUUCCUCCCCCAGUCCAAAGGCAUCCAUGGAUCUGUGCCUGGAAAGUCUUCACUCUUCAGGGCGCAGGCCUGGGCAAGGUUGUAUGGAAGACCGGCAGUUGCCCAUGCUGCAAGUCUCCCCUCUCCACGACACCAAUGUUGUCCAAGGGAAGGGCAUUAGGACUCAUACAGCUUGGCACCAGUGUCGUCGCAGAGCAAUGUGUGAUUAAGUGCCUUGCUCAAGGACACAACAUGUUGCCUCGGCUGGGGCUCGAACUCACAACCUUCAGGUUGCUAGUCCAAUGCCUCAACCACUUGGCCACGUGCCUACCACAGUCCAAAGACCUACUGGUUAAUUGGUCAUUGUAAAUUGUCCCGUGAUUAGGCUAGGAUUAAAUUGGGGGUUGCUGGGCGGCGUGGUUUGAAGAGCCGGAAGGGCUGUAUCUCAGUCAAAUCAAUCAAUAAAUAAAUUUUCUGACUGCUUUACUGGUGUAAGGUAAGAAGCGUGGGGUGUGACCAUAAGACUAAGGAGCUGAAUUAGGCCUUUCAGCCCGUCGAGUCUGCUCCCCCAUUCCACCGCGCCUGAUUCCUCACCUCCCCCCAACACCAUUCUCCCACCUUCUCCCCGCAACCUUUCGACAUCCGAUAGCCCCGUCCUGUCAGUGACGAAUCCUGGUGUGUGGGCCCCGAGUAGCCACCACCCACAGCGCCCACCCCACUCACCCUUCUCCCCCCACCGUAAGAGCUAGCUAGAUGAUGUGUCUUCAACGCCCCCUGAGUCAGGCUGAGCAAAACGAUUCCAGCCUUCAUUUUAAACGUGAAAUAAACUUGUUCAUCUCAGCGGACGGUUGUAAGCCUCGUGGACAGGGAUCCCCCACUGGAAUUCAGGGCUUUUUUUUUACGUGCGCUAGUUCUGCUUUUACUAAGUCAUUGUUUGGGGAUCUGCGCAUCUCUGGACAGGCAGGCAGUUGUUGACCUCCAGCUCUGUGGCUCAAUAGCUGCUUUAUUCUUUAUUCUUUGGAACAUAGAAAAUUGAGGGGACAUUUGAUAGAGGUAUACAAAAUUAUGAGGGGUACAGAUAGGGUAAAUGCAAGCAGAUUUUAGCAAAUGAGAUUGGGUGGGACUACGACCAGAGGUC